This is a messenger RNA of Protobothrops mucrosquamatus (brown spotted pit viper), 2121 nucleotides long. RefSeq names its product vegetative cell wall protein gp1. The record is from RefSeq and is a predicted model, not a curated record. The transcript has 2 exons. Lineage: Eukaryota; Metazoa; Chordata; Lepidosauria; Squamata; Viperidae. The coding region runs from base 49 to 987 and encodes 312 amino acids.
CUUCCAGCAUUAUCUCAGAGACCUGUCAGAUUUUUUUUUGGAGUGAAAAUGGCGUCUUCCCAGCACCAGCAUCAAUGCAAGCAAACCCCCACUUUGCCGCCGGAGCUCUGCAAGAAAGCGCCAUGCCCACCAGAGCAGCAAUGCAAGGAGCCACCAGUGGUGGUCAUCCCGACUCCAUGUCCAGAACCCAAGCCACGUCCUCCACAGGAGCCUCCAUGCAAGGAGCCACCAGUGGUGGUCAUCCCGACUCCAUGUCCUGAGCCUAAGCCACGUCCUCCACAGGAGCCUCCAUGCAAGGAGCCUCCAGUCCCAACCCCUCCCCAGGAGAAACAGCCUUGUCAACAGAAGUCUCAAUGCAAGGAGCCACCAGUCAUCCCAACUCCAUGCCCAGAGCCCAAACCCCCACAAGAGGCUCCACGCAAGGAGCCACCAGCACCAUCUCCAUGUCCUCCUGAAGAACCAGAACCAUGUCCUCCACGCAAGGAGCCACCAGCACCAUCUCCAUGUCCUCCUAAAGAACCAGAACCGUGUCCCCCAAAGGAGCCAACUCCAGAUUGUCAACAGAAGACUCAAUGCAAGCAGCCUCCCAUUGUGGUCAUCCCAACUCCAUGUCCAGAACCCAAACCGUGUCCUCCACGCAAGGAACCACCAGCACCAUCUCCAUGUCCUCCUAAAGAACCAGAACCGUGUCCUCCACGCAAGGAACCACCAGCACCAUCUCCAUGUCCUCCUAAAGAACCAGAACCGUGUCCUCCAAAGGCGCCAAUUCCAGAUUGUCAACAGAAGACUCAAUGCAAGCAGCCUCCAUGUCCAGAACCCAAACCGUCUCCUCCACAGGAGCCUCCAUGCAAGGAGCCACCGGUUGUGGUCAUCCCGUGCCCGGAACCCAAACCGUGUCCUCCUCAGGAGCCUCCAUGCAAACAGCCGCCUCCCUGUGACCAGCAGCAGAAGAAGCAGCCGACUUCAUGGCCGCUCCAGAAUAAAUGAGCAGGUCAGGGGAAAAAACGAGUGAAGAAUCCAUUUCUCCAACUCUACAUCUCACCACGUCAAACAUACCUCAUCUUUGUAUCCCUUUGAAAUGCUUUAAGAAAUCCUUCUAACGUUGCACGAGGGGAAUCACAGCAAACGAUGUAAAUGUCCAUCAAGGUGAUUUUGUGUCCAUUUCCAGCCAGAGUGGACUUUUUCAAGAGAGGUGCAACAGAAUCUCCCAAUUCCUUUGGGCGUUUUCUCUUUAUGUUAACCACACUGUUACAUUUAUUCUAUCGUUUUCCUGAUGGCUCAUUUGUCUGUAAAGUUUGUAAUUACUUAACUAUUCUUUGUACCAUUUAUAGAUGCCCAAAGGAGGUGUGCUGUGGGACUCAGUGGUUUUUUUUCAACACCAGCAGUUCUUGAAGAACAUGGUAGGGUUGGGUGUCAAUGAAACAUAAAGCUAGCUUAGAUCCCUCCAAGGAGAGAGAAGCUCCACCUUGUUAUUUAAGCUCCUUCCUUUCACUGUCACCAGAAAUCUGUUCUGUGACUUCCUUAUUCAGCUAUUUGUCCUACCUUUAGAUAAAACAAAGUCCUAGGUCAACUAAAAUGCCAGAUCUGCUCUCUGUGGAGAAGAAAUUGUGGUUGGUGGCUCUCCAGGGGUUGAUAGACUAUCAUUGGAUCAGUGGCCAAUAAUCUUAUUGGCUAGGAUGGGUAGGAAUUGGACUACAAACCAUAUCCCAAAGAGCCAUAAAUUCUUCAUCUUGGUUUGGAAUGUCCAAUGAAGUCUUAGGUCCUGCAAUAUGUCUUUCAAAAAGACCUCAGUUGUCUUCUGGAAUGGCAAGACCUAUCAGAAGACACUGGGAAGUUCUUUAGUCUUCAGGGAGAAGCUCAGCCUAUCAGCUGCCAAUGAAAUAUUGGGCAAAGGAAUGAAUCUUUUCAGGGUUUCUCCAUCAGAGUUACACCCCAAAAUAAUUAACAUUCAGAAAGUCAUCGUUUUCAGUACAUUGCAGGAAGCUGGAGGACACCUGUAUCAUCAAGUGGGUUUCCUCUUCACGGGGGUCAACAUGUUGCUAUGAAGUAGCUGAGUCUGCACACUUCCGAAUUUAUAUUUAACCAACUUGUAGAUAAAUCGAAUGAAUAAAGGAAAAACAA